This is a messenger RNA of Darwinula stevensoni, 6289 nucleotides long. Lineage: Eukaryota; Metazoa; Arthropoda; Ostracoda; Podocopida; Darwinulidae. The record is from the annotation of a GenBank genome assembly.
AUGGCUAUUGCGGGCUCACGCUACCUGGGAGGGACCUUCGCCUUCGAGGGUCUGAAAGUUGCCACUGGUGGACGUGGUUCCGAUGAGGACCAUGGAGAAAUCAGGAGUUCCCUUCAAACACCGAGUAUCGUGAGAAGAAUUCAGGACUCCAUUGCCAUUUUUGAUACCAGUGUUGCUGACAGAGACGCUCAAAAAGAAAUUUCCCUUAGAUCUGUGCCUUUAAGAAAACCUGACAUCCCAUCAGUCCUCUUACCUGAUGUCAAAAUUCCAGGAAGAGGCAAUUACAUGGAACAGAAUGAUGCCUUGAAGCCACUUUUCUUGAGGAGUGCAGAAGUUCAAUCUAGGAACCACCCUCCUUUUGCUACUGGGUCUCCCAACCAAGGAUCAUAUCUUCAAUCCAAUAUCAGACUUCGUGGAGUAGGGGAUAUGAGUCAUUCUCAUUCGAUAACUUCUGCUCGAAGUAGGCCUUUUAUGUCCAAAAUUCCCAGGCCUGUUCAUGCUAAGGGACCCAUCAUGGACCACACAGUUAAAGAGGUGCCUGAAUUGUCCAAAGAUCUUUCAUUACAAGAUGCAUAUGUGAUACCAAUCCAAAGCAUUCAUGGUAUCCUCAAAAAACCAGUUAGACCAGAUGACUCAGGUGGAUCCUUUUCUGAUGUAUGUGAUGUGAAGAAAGAUGAAGUCAAGCAGAACACAAAGCGGAGAGGAUCCAGUGGAGAUGCUUUAAUCUCUUCAGAAAGUCUACAUUCUAUUUUGAAGAAAUCAAGUGAGGUUGAAUUUGGGGAAGCAAACAAUUCUGGCCUAUUGCAGAGCAUUCUGAAAAAGAAGUCUUUCUCUGGACCUGAUUUGAGCAAGUCUAGCAGCAUUGAGCCCAAGCCCAUUUUGAAGAAGGGUGAUGACACACACCAUGUCAUACAUGAACCAGUAAAACCAAUCCUGAAAAAGAAGAGUUAUGAUGCAGAUGAUGCUGAUGAGAAACUAAAGUCAAUUCUGAAAGUAAAAGAUACUGGUUCUGAUGGAUCUGAUGUCCAAGAACUCAAAUCCAUUUUGAAGAAUCCUUACCCAUGUAGGAGCUCAGAUACAAAUGUUAAAAAAGAUUCCAUUUCAUCAUCAUCAUUUUCAUCAUCAGAGAGUACUGAAGAAUUGAAUCUCAAAGAUGUAGAAAGUUCUUCAAGUAAACUUGUCUUCUCAUCACCCAUUGUCCUGGCUACUUCCAACCACACGAAGACAUCUGCCAGAGGCAAGUCUGGAAGUGCAGGUGGGAAAUCAUCAGAGAUUGCAGAAGAAUUGGAUUCCAGAGCCCCUCAACAUAUUGAGAACCCUCAUCUAAGCAAAGUUGUCUUUUCUUCACCUGUCAUUAUGGCUGCCCCUGACCACUUGAAGAUUUCUGCCAAAACCAAGUCUGAAAAUGUAGAGGUUACAUGGCAUCAUUGUACGUCAAGUGAACAGGAAGCUCCCACUACCUCAGCAUCUACUCCAAGCAAAGAUAUUCCACCUUGCACUUCAGCCAAUGUAGCUACUUCAUCAAGCCCAAAACUGGAGGCUGAGCCUGCCAGUUCUGAUGAAUUUGAUCCAGUGCAUUUGAAUGUGGCAUCAAAAGCAAGAUUAUUCAUGCAAUUGAGCAAGAACAACACACCUGAUAGCAAGAAACGAUGUGUCAGACGAAAAACUCUUCCUGUUACAUCUGCCGAAGUGAGAGAAGCCAGAGCCAAUAUUGUUCAGAAACAUGAUAAAGAAUCAGAUAUACCUGUCCAGCAAGAUCUUCCUCCUUCUGUAUCAAAUGAUUGUUCCACUACAUAUAAGAAAAUCAGUAUAGUAGAAGAGAAGAAGAAGCUGUUCCAGCAACAUACAGCUAUUAGUAUAGAGAAUUCUUCUGGGACAAGCCUUCCUCCUCGUCCAAAGAAGCGUUCCAAGUCUUUCUUGGACCACAGGGUUGAAAUGCUUGACAAGAAAUCUUCUAGCACCACCAUUACUGAGUGCUCUAUGUCUGUGACAGAAGUCAGGCAGGCCAUGCAACAAGCAGCUAGUGGCAUUCCCAAGCGCUGGAGUUCAAAUGGCUCCAUAUCUGUCUUAGCAGACCAAGAGGAUGAGAACAUGAAGAGCGAAGAAGAAAAGACAUCGUCUUCCUCCUUAUCAGCUUCCUCUGCAUCCCUUCAAGAGCCCGAACUCAGCUGUGAUGCCACCGACCAAGAUAACUUGUUGUCCAAUGAGACUGAUCACAUUGAUGGAAUUCCAAAGCAUUUACUGGGAUCAAGUCUGGCACCACCAGAAUCAGAAAGAAGUCAAGCAUCUAAGCAAGAGAAGAGCAUCAGCCGCUCUCCUUCUCCCUCUUCUUCUGUUUCCCAUCCUUCAUCAGUGGAAUCACCCAAAGAUGUGUCAAAGGGAAUACAGGAAAGGCUGCUGAAUCUCAAGACAUAUGGCGAAACACAUUGGCGGGCAAAGGUUGUAGAUGAGACUGUGAUAACUGCCAAGGGAGAUGCCAGGCCAAAAUCUGCAUUUGUCCACCCAGAGGAGCCUCCUGAGAAGAAGCCAGGGAACACCAGGCUCAAGAGGGGACGUGCUCAGCGUCCCCGCAGCAUUGGAAUAAGUGAGAUCCUCCAGAGUCUACAGUCAGCAUCAGAACAAUGGAAAGAUAGGGUGGAUGAAAAAGAUGCAGUGAAGUUUACAGUGGCAGGAAAAAUGGGAAAGGAUCUUGAUGAAUUGCCCUUAUCUUCCAAAGAAAAUGUGGCAAAAGUCAAACCUCCUGAGCCAAUAGCAUUGCCAUUCAAAUUGGACAAAGGGCUGACCAAGCAAGGGCCAUUUGGAUCUAGUGUGACAAUGGCAGAGACUGAGACAAAACGUGCUGAUGCUAAGGAGGAGCAAGUGGCUGUACAUGUUCCUGAACUUGAGGAUGAAUUUUUCAGAGGAUUUUUCCGCUCAGUGAGUCAAGAAGGGAAUACCGGUCAUUUUGCACCAGACCCCAUGGUGCAAUUUUCUGAAAGAGACUUCCAAAGUAUCUCCUGCCUGAGAGUGGAGAAACGGGUUUUGCGAGUUCAGCGCAGAUCUGCUGGUCCCAGGAAUCCUCUUCGUAGUUUGGCAGCUCGUAGUGACAUUCAGUCAGAGUAUUUUGAAACUAAGAGUGCUUCUGAGGAGAAACAUGUUGUGACACCUGCUUCUGGUGUAACUUCUGUUUCAUCAACUUCAGCUAUCACAGUCACAUCAAAAGUCACAGGUGUUGUGCAGACAAAUUUUGCUGCAUCGGCUCUCGCUGGGCUGGCAUCAAAGGAGAACUUUGCUUCUGUUCGACUGAGGAAGACAACAGAUGGUAAAAACAAUAACAGUCCACACUGGCCUUGUCCAGACUCUUCUGUACUGCUACUGCAGGUGAAGGGACGAAAAUUCGUCCAGACUCGUCUGGUGAAACCGUGUCUUCAGUCCUUGAAUCAAGGCGACUGUUAUAUCCUUGUCUCUUCUGAAAAGGUUUUUCUCCUUUUGGGGAAGUAUUCAAAUGUGAUAGAGAGAACCAAAGCAUUGAAGGUGGCUAGUACAAUUGUGGAUAAGCGAGAGUAUGGUUUGGGUGUCAAUGCUAAGUUCAUCAAGAUUGACAUGGAGAAAGGAGGUCAAGGACGCCAGCUUGAUGAGUUCUAUCGUGCCCUGGAACCUGAUAAUCCUCACAGUCCACAUCCCAUAUCACAGGCUGAAGAUCCAGAGGAAGAUGCCAAAUAUGAAAUGGCUGUGAUACAUACAAAUAGAAUUUAUAGUGUGGAGGAGGAAGGUAGACUGGAACCAAUACCCUCUGCAUGUGGUCAUGUUCCAAAAGUGGAGAUCCUCCAAGACACAAAAGCCCUGCUCUUUGAUUUUGGGAGUGAGCUGUACUUAUGGCUAGGAAAGAAAGUUCCCUGGAAAAUACGUAACUCUGCUGCUGAUGUGAUUCUUGAAGUGUGGAAGCGAGGCUAUUCCUAUGAAGGCUGUGAUGUGAAUCCACUAAAUCCCAGCUCUGGAGUAGUCAUGCAUCCAGAAGAAUCUUCUGAGCGACCGUCUUGGACCAUACAUGUCAAAAUCAAUCAAGACAUGGAACCCCUCCUGUUUCGUGAAAAGUUCCUCAACUGGUCUGAUCCCUCGCAGCUAAUUCAUUUCAGACGAGAUGACAGUACUCCUUCCAAUGAGCAAAUGUGUAAUGGUGAGCCAGCCCUUGAUUUGAAACCAUGUGAUGUAUCUCAAAUGCUCAAGGAUGAGCCAUUCCACCCUGAUGCUCAGCUGAAUAAGAUCUUGGGACUGGAAAUGGAGGAGAUGCAUCCAGAAUCAAAGGGGCAAUUCCACAUGGGAGAUGCAUACAUAAUUCGAUGGAACUACCGAGUCAUUCAGAUAGUUGAGCUUGAUCUGGAGCAAGGACCGCAUGUGAGAGUUGUCCAGGGCAAAGAACCACUUGCAUUCAUUCGCCUCUUUGAUGGAAGAAUGGUUAUAUACAAGGGGCUUCGGGAAGAAGAGGAACCAAGUGAUGCUAAAGAAAGACGCCUUUUCAUAGUACAAGGAAAUGGAGAAGAAGAAUCUCUUCUGGUGGAGGUUGAUUGUACCAUUGGACAACUUCGGAGCCGUGGUGUCUUCCUGUUAUUUCAUCUCACCAAAAACACUGUCUAUGUUUGGUUUGGGAGAAAAGCUCUGCCCAUUAUUAAGGAGAUUGGUCAAAACAUUGCCGCCUCAUUGAAAAACUCCCCACCUGCUGAAUCUGGCCUUUCUUGGAAUCCAGAGGUUGUCUUUGUUGAAGAAGGUCAUGAGCCAAGGUCUUUCUUUGAAGUCUUGGGAUCAUCUAAUAGGAGGAAAUACUUGAGCCUGCAAGAUUCCAUCCUUAUGUGCGAUUUCACCCCACGCCUCUUUCAUCUGAGCAGUGAAUCUGGUUCCUUCCUUUCCAUUAGACUGAGGAGCACAUUUUGUAAUCCUGAAGUCCCAUCUCCUUUCCCACACUACAGACAAGAACUCUACAAUGUUCUUCAACCAGCCCUAUUUCUUUUGGACAAUGAGUAUGAUGUAUGGCUCUGGCAAGGGGAAGCAUUGGAAGAAACUUGCUCCACACAAGAAAGCAGGCAAUCUCGUUGGGAGCAGAGCAAGAAGUGUGCAUUAGAAACAGCACUCAAUUACUCCAGGGAAAAGAACCCCUCCAACCCACCACCUGCUCACUUGGUCAUGGCAGGAGAAGAACCUCUUGAAUUCGUCAAUCUUUUCCCCGAUUGGGUCCUGCCUGAGAACACCCGGGGGAAGAAGUCUUCUGUUGCUGAACUUCUGUCUCAAAUCAUCACAACAACUUAUAGUCUUGAUGUUCUUAAACAGCGUCCAUUGCCAGAUGGAGUCGAAGCAACUCGACUAGAGGCAUUCUUGAGUGGUCAAGACUUCAAGGAAUUGUUCGGUAUGAAAAUGGAAGAGUUCUAUCAAGAACCACCAUGGAAGCAGAUCAAGCUGAAGAAGAAAUUGGGUCUAUUCUAGGAGUAAACCAUUGACUGGCACAAGAUCAGUGAUCACCUGCGAUGUUGUACUCUGUGCUCAAUUCCAAAAUGCCUGCUGAGUAACUCAAAUCAUUCAUUUUUGCAGCAUUGCCCUGUGUAUUUCUUGCCUUUGUAGUUCUACCUAGCUUUGAGUCUUUGUGCUGCUAUUCACUGGUGACUUGCCUUGGUUUAAUUCCAUUCAAUCCCCACUCCAGGUGAGCAACUUGUCAUUAAGAUUUUUAUUUUGUGAUGAAUUAUGCUUUUUAUUAUGCCCACGACUUGAAGAGUUAUGGUACAUAUAGACUGGGGCUAUUGCAGUUCUAUAUUAAUUUUUUAAGUAUAUAUAUAUUGCUUUAUAACAAAAACUAGUAAUGCAUUUUCUGUAGCAUUUUCAUGGAGAUUUUUUUCAUUUGCAGUAGUAAAAUCAAUUAACAGAUUUACAUUAGGUUUAUUUCAAUUUUCAUUGCAAUAUAUUACUGGCAUCCCUAAAAGAAAGGUAUAUGUCAAUAUGACCCAGCCCAAAUAUAAUAAUGAAUAAUAUUAAUAAUAAUGAUGUGUUGUAAUGGAAACUGGUGUAAUAGCCCCACUCUGGAUGCACCAUUAAAAUGUACAAGCGUUUGUUUUCCUGUGUUGACAAUGCAGGCAAGGCCUUACAUUUGUAUGUCGAUAUUUUGUUUAAAAGGGAAUCAAGUGUGUGCCUUAGCAAUCAAAACAGAGGAUGUGAAGAAAGAUAAUUGAAAGUCCUAAUGUCCUAUCAUCUAGUCCCUUGCAGGAGAAGAACGCUUUGCCAGAGAAUUCAAAAGAAUUUUUAUACAAGUAUUUAUUUUAUCAGGAUC